Messenger RNA from Strongylocentrotus purpuratus (purple sea urchin), 1995 nucleotides. RefSeq lists its product as uncharacterized. The transcript has 4 exons. Bases 1 to 1995 code for a protein of 664 amino acids. NCBI's taxonomy places the organism in Eukaryota, Metazoa, Echinodermata, Echinoidea, Camarodonta, Strongylocentrotidae. The record is from RefSeq and is a predicted model, not a curated record.
AUGGGCGUGAGCUACACUGUUGCUACGAACAUGCAGAAGGCUAAAGAGGAUACCACCGUGGCUCUGAGAGAACUACUAUCUCAAUGGGAUCGAAGGAUGAAGGGCGUCACCAGGAAACAACUCGAAGAUGCCCUGAACGGAGCAGAUGUCGCUUCCUGUAGCGUGAUAGCCGCCACGCCAAUGGUAGCCGGAGAUGGCGCUGUUCAAGAUACUACAAAUCAGGUUAUCAACCAAUCAGACCGAUCGGACUCAGUACAGACGAAUGAAGGAGCUUCCCGGAGAGCGGUAGCCACAACGGGAAUGGUAGCAGGAGAUGGCGCUGUUCACGAUACUACAAAUCAGUCUAUCAACCAAUCAGACAGAUCGGACUCAGAACCUACGAAUCAAGGAGAUAUCUACAGUGAGAAGAUCUCGGAAUCCUUGACUGUUCAGCAAUGUCGCGAAAAGUUAGAGAAAAAGUACCUGAAUCAACUGUGCAAAAUUCAAAUGAAGCCAUGGGAUCGCAAUGACUAUGCUGAGUUCGAAGAUAUGCACACGGUUGUCACAAUGGUGAAGAAGGACGCUCGUGGAAAAGACACAAAAAAGAAGGAAAUACUCCAGAAUUCUGUAGCUGAAAUAUUUUCAACGAAAGUAAACGGCAAACUGCCAGCUCGAAUCCUCAUUUCGGCCCCGGCUGGACGAGGGAAGACCACGGCUGUUGCCAAGAUGGCUUAUGACUGGGUUAAUAGAGAAAGGGGGUCAGCAUUAGAACACCUGCCACUGUUGUUUGUUGUGAAAUUCCGAAACACAAGUCAGCUUUCAUCGAUCGGAGAAGCCAUCAAAUCCCAGCUUUUGAGUGAUGUUGAUGAUCUCACAAAAGAGGGUCUGGAGAGUUUCAUCAGAAAGAAUCAGGGCAUCUGCCACAUAAUACUAGACGGACUAGAUGAAUAUGCGGGUAUUUCUUCUUCACAGCGAAGCUCAGAGAGCAAUAUUAUCAAGGUCAUCUGUUUGGAGGAAUUUCCAGAUUGUCGAGUCCUUGUAACAACACGCCCUCAUCUAGAGAACUUCUUCGAUCAAGAUGAUCUUCCAAGGGUAUACACAAAGAUGUGGAUCGAAGGAUUCUCGCGAGAGAGCUCAUGCGAGUACAUCAACAAGUUCUUUGCUUCGACUUCGAAUCCUUCUAAGGGACAAAGUCUGAAGAAUUACCUUGAUGAGCAACCACUUAUUGAUGAACUUGUCAAGACACCCCUAUUUUGUCUCAUGAUCUGUCACGUAUGGAGUGAGGGCCUACUGGACAGUGGUACUACAACUCAAACAGAAUUGCUGGACAAGGUGAAUGUUUUUCUAAUGCACUAUGCAAACGAACGAUCGAAGUCAAGUGUUAAAAUCACACAAGAAAAGUUAAAGGAAGUAAUUUAUCAAUUAGGCGAAGUUGCCCUUACUGGUCUUCUCGACGAUGCCAAACAACUAGUCUUCACGCCUCAUGACUUCCGUAAAGUUCCCGCAACCCUUGAUAUGGCAUGUGAGCUUGGGAUAGUAUCCAAGACGACUGGUAACAUCAUGCGACUUCCUCAGUCCAACGAGACCACUUCCACUACCAUUGAGUUUUAUCACAAACUCGCCCAAGAACACUCCGCCGGGAAAUUCCUCGCUGAUCAAACAAACCGCUUUCUGUUACAUUUAAAGAUUUCCAAAUUGGACAGAGUACUGCGCAAGAUAAAAUCAAACAUAUGUGACUACGAGAAUCUUAUCCGAUUCGCUGCUGGCACUGACAACAUCCUCUGUAUACGAAUAAUGAAGGCGCUCCUUAAAAACAGCUUUUUGGAUGAGAGCGAGCGUUAUCGCAUUCUCCUUGACUGUUCAUCAGAGACCAAGGGUACUCAACAAAAUGUAUCUUCGAUGGUUCAAAGAUGUGUCAAUGCAGAGAGGAUUGUUCUGAAGUCACCGACUGUCUACACCGUCGUUGGGAUGCAAAAUCUUCCAAAGCAACUUAAACGUCAGGUUUGCACAUUUUAA